Molecule: messenger RNA, 1148 nt
Organism: Gastrolobium bilobum
Lineage: Eukaryota; Viridiplantae; Streptophyta; Magnoliopsida; Fabales; Fabaceae
Product: deSI-like protein At4g17486
Exons: 5
Coding region: 229-894 (221 amino acids)
Biological process (GO): protein deubiquitination
Molecular function (GO): deubiquitinase activity
Source: RefSeq, a predicted model, not a curated record
AAUCUUUGCCAGAGCGGAUAGACCCAAAAACCCAAACCCAAACCCGUAGCCAUAGCCACUCUGAUUUGAGCUUAGGGACAACACGAGGCACCUCAGAAUUGAUCAUAUUGAACUUUCACACCUAUUUCUUGUUCGAUUUCAAUCCCUACCCUAUUACCCCACUCUUAUCGUUGCGAAUAAGAUGGAACUGUGAUUCAUAAUUGGAGAAUACACACGUCCACCAUCACAAUGCGGUGGUUUCCCUUGAGUACAACCGAAAGGGAGCGGAACAUUGAGGAAAAUAGUUGUUUUACAGUAUAUCUCAAUGUAUAUGAUCUUACUCCUAUUAACAACUAUCUCUACAUGUUGGGCCUUGGAAUCUUUCAUUCGGGAAUAGAAGUGCAUGGUAUGGAAUAUGGCUUUGGAGCACAUGAAUACGCCACUAGUGGUGUGUUUGAGGUGGAACCUAGAAGCUGCCCUGGCUUCAUCUUCAGACGAUCUGUGUUGUUGGGCAGCACUGAUAUGUCUAUCUCAGAAUUUCGUUCUUUCAUGGAGCGCCUCUCUGCAAAAUAUCAUGGAGACACUUACCAUCUGAUUGCCAAGAACUGCAACCAUUUUACGGAUGAAGUUUGCCAACAACUAACGGGAAAUCCUAUCCCUGCAUGGGUAAAUCGGAUGGCUCAUGUAGGUUCUUUCUGCAACUGUCUUCUACCAGAAAACAUCCAGGUUGAUGCAGUUAGACAUGUCCCUGAACGUCUUGCCUGUGGUGAUGAAGAUGGAUCAGAAUCUGAUGGCCUUUCUGCCUCUAUCGAGAAUGAAGAGGACGAGCCCAACAACUAUCUCUUAACUGCACCUAAUGAUGAUGUUGCCUUUCUAAAGGAAAAGCCGGUUAGACUGGCGCGGGAGCUCCUAUGAUUUUUGUUGGUUUAUCUUCUGGUUUUAAUUCUUUCUUUGUUCUCUUGGCUUGUACCAUAUCUAUGAUCUUACAUUUGAGUGUAACAAAUUUCUCAACUAGAAUAUUCAAAACAAAAUGCAUGUUUUGUAGAACAAAGACGGUAAUCUGCUGUAUAUGUCCUAUUAAGUGUCAAAAUGGACUGGCUGUCCUGUAGAGGGUAUUGGAAGUACAAACAAAAAUGUUCAGGUAUACUGUUAAAUCUGAAUGUGAUUCU